Messenger RNA from Patiria miniata (bat star), 2308 nucleotides. RefSeq names its product 28S ribosomal protein S27, mitochondrial-like (gene mrps27). The transcript is spliced from 9 exons. Bases 23 to 1285 code for a protein of 420 amino acids. Gene Ontology annotation, molecular function: protein binding. NCBI's taxonomy places the organism in Eukaryota, Metazoa, Echinodermata, Asteroidea, Valvatida, Asterinidae. Gene Ontology annotation, cellular component: mitochondrion. The record is from RefSeq and is a predicted model, not a curated record.
GCGCCGUUUAAACACAAGCAACAUGGCGCUGUACAUGAGAACGUGCGCUCUUUCUCUUUCUACAUUCAUAUUGCGGCGAACAUUGAGACCAAAUCAGGCCAAUAUUUUAUUUUCUGUGAUUGGAGUCGCCAUCCGAGGACAGAGAACGUUGCUAACCGAUGCCUACAAAGGAACCAGUGCCUGGAGAACCAGAAAGAUAUUAGCUGUCAAUAUGGAUGAACUGAAGAUCAGCCUGGAUGCAGAUUUCUUUGACUUCAAGAAACCUGUGGCCUCUGUGGAUCUCCAUAAGUUCAUUGAUAAUAUUUCUGAUGAACAUGACUUGAAGUCAGCUGAACAGUAUCUAUUUUGUCAUCGUCAUUCCCCUGUGGCCCAUCAUCUAAGAGCUUCCACCGCGCACUGUUUCAUCAGAGCCUGCCUCGAUCUAGGACAAGCCAACACAGCAUUCAAAGUCCUUCAAGAUAAGACAAAUUACGGGCUAUUUCCCGAUAACUUCACCUUCAACUUAGUCCUGGAUGAUUACCUAGAGAAGAGAAACAUCAAGGGUGCGGCCAUGGUUGCUAUGGAGAUGAUGACACUGGAGGUAUUGACCAAUCAGGAGCCUCUAUCCCAGCUGUUGGCCCUGUAUGCUUGCCAUCAAUACUUGAAAUCGGGGGACAGCACGGAGGAAGAAAUGCAUAACCUAGGCAUGACCUUUGCUGAUGCCACCAGGAGUCAGACUAGUCUUCUUUCCAGCAGUUACCAUGCCCUGGGUCUUGUAAUGGCAGGCAGGUUAAAGCAGGCCAUUAGUUUCUUGCAAGCAACAACAGACUUGACAGGAGACAAUGAGCCUUGUGUGGCCCAACAAGCGGUUGAACAAAUACAGACUGCGCUGGAAAGCCGAUCAGAUGUAAAGGAGGAACUCAGAAGCAAAUUGCAGGAAUGUUUGUCCAAGCUGCAAGCUGACAGCAAAAUAUCUGCGGAAUCGUUGGACAGUCUAGUGGCAGCAGAAACCCUCCCAAAGGUCCAGGAGUUGCAACAGAACCACACCCAUUCAGAGAAGUAUCCAGAGAUGCUGGCUGAGUGGCACCUGGAGCAUGUGGAGGCUGUACGACGACAGAUCAGGGCAGCUCAGGAGUAUGAGACAUCACUGAAGAGAACAAAGCUAGAGAAACUACUGGAGGCCACGGGAGGGCUCAAGUACUGGCUGGAGAAGGAGGAGAGACGGAAAAGGGAGAGAGAAGCUGAGACAGGGAGAGACAAGUCAGGGGAGACGGGAGAGGAACAAGACGUCAAACAGACUGCUUAAAGGGACAGGGACACCAGCAAGACUGACCCAGUAUCUGGACGCAGUCAGAACCUCAUCAGCAUGGUCCACAAGUGUUGACAGGAGAAUUACUCAAAGAUGUGGCAACUAAUCAUUUUCCGCCCAGAGGAUGACAAAGGUGUGCAUCCUUUAAUAUUUUGAAAAGUUGAACAAAGAAAUGGACUGGAGCGGGUUUGAGCCUGCGACCUCCGGAACUGUUCCAGUGCUGAACCGACUGAGCAAUUCAGCCCUAUGUUGGCGGUGCUCCAAUUUGUCAAUAGCUUUGUUCAAGGGGCGCUAGUCAGAAGCCAUAAACCAGUAUUCCAUACAGCCAGGGAUCACGCCCAAAGUCACGAUACAGACCUGGGAAAUAGCAAACGGGCAUCACUCGGAGAGGUAUAUCAGUGUUUCUCAGUGUUUGGCUAACUACUGAUAGGCACAUGUGUGAUGACAGUGAUUGUUACUUUAUCGUAUGCAGACCUGUGCCCGUGUGCUAGCAUGUUAGUGCCCACACAUGGCUUGGUAUCUGGCUACACUGCACUCAGCAGUUAGUUGCACGGAGCAGAUACAUAGCUGGCCACUUUGAUGCAACACUGUGGCAUCUGUAACCACUUGAGAUCUCUACAGUGUGUGCUACAUGUACUUUAUCUGGUAUAUUGUUGUAAGUGGAUGCAGUAAAAAUACACACCGAGAGUUCCAAGCAACUUUAUUCUUUGAUAGUCAAGUUUAGCGUGCCAUUUGUACUGUGUGUGGUCCAAGUGGUCUUUGCAAUCAACAUGUGAAGAACACAUCAGGAACUUCUGCACAUGUAUGACAUGUUAUGCGAUACGCCAAAUUGGUACAGUUUUAAAGUUGUUUUCUAAAUGAAUGAAUUUCAGUAAAAUAUGGAGCAGCCUUGAAAGAACUUUAUGAUGAUAAGGAAGUGACAUUUGAAGCGGCUCUAAAAACAUUUCUUACAAAAUGAUUAUACUUAGAGAGAUUUAUAGAAAAGGAGAAUAAAAUGUUUACACAGCUAUACAUUGAAAA